UUUGAAAAUAUUCCCAAAAAAGAAAAUCUGAUUUUCAUAGUCGGUAACAGUGGUUGUCAUUAAUUAGGUCCAAAAUCAAGAAUCAAAAAAAAGAGUCAGCAGUUAGCUUCAACCCUGAACAAUCAUCUCCUUUGUAUACAAUCUUUGUGUUAUGGACAAAGCAAAAGCCCCUCAAGUCUUUGUUGGCAUACAGAAUUCUCCUAUUAAUUCACAAGUUACAAUUCACAGCUCUUUUUUUCAAUCAUCUGUAUUAGCUAUCAAGAAGAGAAAGCCACCCAGCUUAGUGAGCUUGUGUCUCGGAGUUAUUGGCAGGCAUUUUGAGGAUAUCAUCGAAGACCUCGCUGAGAUUGCUGCUAAUUUUCCAUCCACCAUGAAGAUGGCGCUUGUGGCAAUUGCAAGAAGGAGAAGGUUAUUGAAUGAUGAUGUUAUUGUUGCAUUGGCUGAUAGCUCGUGGCAAAUCCUGGACUUAUCUGGUUCAGAGGUUUCUGAUUUUGGCCUAUCAAAAGUGGUUACGACAUGCAAACAUCUGCGAGCAGUUGAUAUAAGUCGCUGCAGCAAGCUCACGUCAGCCAGUGUAUCAGAACUCUUGCUGAACUGCCAGUCUCUUGAAAUACUGAGAUGGGGAGGCUGCCCUCGGAGUGAGAACACAGCUCGUAGAUGCUUCGCUUCGUUGAAGCCAACACUAGAGCAUGUGGAAGGAGAUUCUUGGGAGGAACUUGAUACCUCAGAAAUAGCUCAUGGUGCGACAUCCUUGCGUUGGCUUUUAUGGCCAAAAAUAGAAAAGGACAUGCUGGAAAGUUUGUCUGAAGAAUGCCCACGAAUCAUAGUUAAUCCGAAGCUGUCACCAUUAGGUUACCGGGGGCUUGAUAUUCCUAGAGAAGCAAGACUAGAUCUAUCGUUAGAUGAUCCAAUUGUUGAAGAUAUUGACCCCAAGACCUGGGAAGUAUCUGGAUUUGUACCUAGAACAUCAGCAUCAUCAGUUUCAAGCACAGAAGAUUUGCCCGUGGCAGAAAAGUUUAGACUUGCAUUUCUUGAGAGAGAUACUAGACUAGCCCCAAAGCGAGCAAAGAAUGCCAGACAACACCAGCGACGUGCAGAAAAGGAAUGGGUAAUGAUGAAUAGUAGGGCAAAAGCACUAGCACUUGCCUCGCUGGCGAGCAAAUCCCUCAACAUUUGGAACUGAAAAUGGAUGUAUACUUCUAUAAACCUGUAUUUCAUCUCCAUCAGCCAAUAGAAAGACCUUCUGUAUGGCAGCAUACUUUGACAAGUAGACUUCAAGCGAGUCUCACGUAGUGUCAUAUGUAAUCUCUUUCUGGUAACUGGGAAAGCUUCUCUUUGCAAGGACAGUUGAGAGGAAGCAAAUGUUUCGCGAGCUUCGGACAAAGUAUUUGGUUUCUUUCAGGCAAUGGUCUUCUAUUUGAAACAUUA
Messenger RNA from Lycium ferocissimum, 1428 nucleotides. RefSeq lists its product as uncharacterized. Lineage: Eukaryota; Viridiplantae; Streptophyta; Magnoliopsida; Solanales; Solanaceae. Bases 152 to 1183 code for a protein of 343 amino acids. The transcript is spliced from 6 exons. The record is from RefSeq and is a predicted model, not a curated record.